Molecule: messenger RNA, 2314 nt
Organism: Nymphaea colorata (pocket water lily)
Lineage: Eukaryota; Viridiplantae; Streptophyta; Magnoliopsida; Nymphaeales; Nymphaeaceae
Exons: 6
Coding region: 1585-2121 (178 amino acids)
Biological process (GO): dolichol-linked oligosaccharide biosynthetic process
Cellular component (GO): extrinsic component of endoplasmic reticulum membrane; UDP-N-acetylglucosamine transferase complex
Molecular function (GO): hexosyltransferase activity
Source: RefSeq, a predicted model, not a curated record
ACAGUAUGUAGCUGUUUUAGCAAUUAAAAAGCCCCUGUAGUAGUUGAUCUUCAAAUUUUGUGUGUUACUUCUUGCCCAUGCCGAUGUUGUAGGUGUCAAAGGGAAAUUGAAGGAACGGUUCGUUGUAUUCAGAAAAUUACUGGCGGGCUUGCUUCUCCGUCUCGUUGCGAGAGGAAGAAAAAGAGGGACGGCAGCUCUUCCGCAGAUUGGAGAAGCUCUCAUCUGCCCUCGACCCCUGCUUUGGCAGAUCUCUCUCCCCCCGAUGCCACUGCGCGAGCGACAAAUCUGCAGAUAGUUUUGGCCUCCCGCGACAUACUGCUCAGGCAACUCAUCCGACCUGCUUCUUAAACCCUCUAGCAUACCAGCGGCUACGUUGCUUGUGUUUUUCAGGUGCUCUUGAGAAGGUGUCGUACCUAUGUCAACAUGGGUCAACAUGGUUACAUGGACAGAUGCGUGUUUGGACAUGGGCCCAAUUCUUUGAACAUCCUCAGUUACCGGAAUACGUCUUUUGCCCGUGUCAACAUGGGUCAUGGUUACAUCCAAAAUUUUGUUUCUCGAAACAACUUUGUUGUUCCACGAUUCCUGGCUGUCAAACGUUACCUAGUGGAAUUUCUAUUUUGAGGGAGAGCAGUCGAACUCCCUCCUUUCCUCUUAUUUUUCGCUCUUCUUGGUGAGGCUGAGAGCAACCCAUCAUCCAUGUUUCCUCUACGUGAUGCUCCUUGGAGAGGCUCCAUUUCACGUGAUCCAACUUGUUCGUUUGCCUCAUCCUUCUAAGCCUUGAAGCCCAGCUCAUGGAAUGGUGAAAUCUUAAUCCAUUGAAGAUCCUAGAAAGAAUGUUGCAGAGGUGAAUCUUGGAGAGGACCACACCACUUUUAGAUCGUUCAUGCAAGUGGCAGAAAUCUCAAUAUUAAAAUGCAUGAACAAGAAAGAAGUGGCAGCAUGCGAAAUUGCUGAAAGUCAUGCUAUGGCCUUUAACAGCGGUGGAGGACUUACAUGUACAUCCUUAUGGAUUUUAAAAGCAAGAAAAGGAACAUCACAGGUCAAAUUUCACACAUAACCGAGCAAAUGUGAUAACAAUAACUGAAAGAGGAAGGUGACCUUUACCUGUUGACAUCUGUUUGCAGUGCAUCUUAGUUGGUUGUGAUGCAUUCAUCCCUAGUUGCCACGAGAGGGAGAAGGAGAGAGAGAGUACCUCGCUGAUGGAGGCCUUUAGAUGUGGAGACAGACGUGAGAGGAGAGUGAAAGAGAUGAUGCCUUAACGGGCAAAAGAUGUAUUCCGGUAACUGUGAUGUUCGACGAAUCGGACCCCUGCACGCAUCUGUCCAUGUAACCAUGUUGACAGUUGACACGGGUACGACACCUUCUCAAGUGCACCUGUGUAUCAUAGCUGUCCUCCAUUGAGCAACUCACUUGGUCUGUGUAACAGUUUUUCAUACCGCGAUGAAUUUGAUGGAUACGGUGUGAAUGUCUUAUAAGGAUUUAGGUGUCUGCUUUGGAUCUGGGAGUUUUUAGAGAUUGACUGAUUUUAGAUAUUAUCAUUGUCAAUCGCCUUGUGCAUUUGAAGUUAAGGAUAGCUCUAAAGCCAUGGGAGAUAUUGAUGUGAACAGAAAUGUUGGAAAGAUAGUCUUUGUCACCGUGGGAACAACUUGUUUCGAUGCUUUGGUCAGAGCUGUUAACUCGGAACAAGUUAGGACAAUAUUAUUGAAUAAAGGCUAUACAGAUCUUCUUAUUCAACUUGGACGUGGAUCAUUUAGGCCUUCUAAGUCUGCAGGAGAGAAUGGCUCUUUGGUGGUUGACUAUUUUACCUUUUCUCCUAGUAUUGCAGAUCAUCUGAGGUCAGCAUCCCUUGUGAUCAGUCAUGCAGGAUCAGGAAGCAUAUUUGAGACCUUGCAUUUGGGUAAGCCUCUGAUUGUAGUUGUGAAUGAGGACUUGAUGGAUAAUCAUCAGUGUGAGCUGGCUGAAGAACUAGCAGAGAGAAAACAUCUCCUUUGUGCCAGACCCCAAACAUUGUACCAAACUCUUGUGAACAUGAACCUUGAUUCAAUCAUACCUUACCCACCAGCAGAUGCAACCGCUGUUGCAAAGAUCCUAACUCGAUUUCUUGGUUUUCCUAGUGACUGAUACAACAAUCAGCCUGCUAGAUCUCCUGGUGAAGGUUACUUCAUCCAUCAAGUAGCGCUUGACCUGAAUUAAACACCAAUAAUUUUGGCUCACGAGCCCAUCACUCGAGUAUUUUGUACGCCACAGUUAUAUGGUGUGUCAUUCAUGGUGGAUACGAUUGUCUAACAGAUGACAAAUUUAAAUCCAAUUUGCC